Molecule: messenger RNA, 2031 nt
Organism: Trichoderma aggressivum f. europaeum
Lineage: Eukaryota; Fungi; Ascomycota; Sordariomycetes; Hypocreales; Hypocreaceae
Exons: 1
Coding region: 1-2031 (676 amino acids)
Biological process (GO): transcription initiation at RNA polymerase II promoter
Cellular component (GO): transcription factor TFIID complex
Molecular function (GO): RNA polymerase II general transcription initiation factor activity; protein binding
Source: RefSeq, a predicted model, not a curated record
AUGGAUAGUCAUGAGCUUACUGCCUUCCUGAGAGAUGCUGAGAAAUUCGUCCUUAGCUAUGGAUCAAUCAUAGAACGCGCUCCUUUACAGGUAUACGGUGCUGCACUCGUGUUCUGUCCAAAAACCAGCAUUACCCAGAACGAGCAGUGGAGGGAAAGGUUAUCAUUCAUCAAAACAGUUGUAGGCGUCAGAGACCGCUGGGGCACGCUCCGGCAGACGCUCGAGGGGCAUAAUGGUUAUGUUAAUGCCGUUGCCGUGUCUCCGAGUGGCAAUACGAUAGCCUCGGCCUCAAAUGACUGCACUAUACGACUCUGGGAUGCAGCUCUCGGCACGUUUAGGCAGAUGCUUGAAGGACAUAGCGACUGGGUCAGGGCCAUUGCCUUCUCGCCAGACGGCAAGAUACUAGCCUCGGCUUCAAACGACCGCACGGUACAGCUCUGGCGUGCCCCUACAGGCGCGUUCCUGCACAAGCUUGAAGGCCAUAGCGAGUGGGUUAGAGCUGUUGUCUUCUCGCCGGACAGUAACUCAGUAGCUUCAGCCUCGAAUGACCGCACAAUACGUCUUUGGGAUGCAGCUACAGGCUUGUUUCAGCAGAAGCUCGAGGGUCACAGCGGGUGGGUUUAUGCAGUUGCUUUCUCGCCAGACGGUAUAACGCUGGCCUCGGCCUCGUCUGACCACACAGUCAGGCUCUGGGACACAAGUAGGGGCGCACUUCAACAAACACUCAGGGGACAUGGGGGUUCAACUAGGGCAGUUAGUUUUUCGCAAGAUGGUAAGACGUUAGCCUCAGCCUCAGAUGACCGUACAGUACGGCUCUGGGAUGUAACUACGGGUGUGCUCCAGCAAACGUGUGAGGGACAUAGCGAUUGGGUCAGAGCUGUUACUUUUUCACCAGAUGGUCAGACAUUGGCCUCGGCCUCGAACGACGGCACGGUACAGCUUUGGAAUACCGCCACAGGCAUGCCCCGGGAAACACUAGAGGGGCAUAGCGAUUAUGUUAAUGCAGUUGCCUUCUCGCCUGAUAGUCAGACACUGGUCUCGGCCUCAGACGACUGCACGGUACGGCUCUGGGAUGCAUCUAUAAGCUCACAGCAAACGCCAAAGGGACCUGAUGUUAAUGUCUAUGGUGUUGUCUUCUCGUCAGAUGGAAAAACGCUAGCUUCAGUCUCAGAUGAUUGGAUAGUCCAGCUCUGGGAUACAGCUACGCAUCAUCAAACAUCUCGAAAACACAGCAGUCGGGUUAGGGCUAUUGCUUUCUCACCUAACAGCACAAUACUAGCGUUAGCCUCAGAUGACUGUAUGGUAUGGUUUUGGGAUAUCACGGCGGAUACUUUCCAACAGGCACUUGAAGGGCAUGACAACUAUAUCAAUGCCAUCUCUUUUUCGCCAGACGCUAAAACACUGGCCUCAGCGUCAAACGAUUCUACAGUACGGCUCUGGGAUACAGCUACGCAUGUACUUCAGAAAACACUUACAGGACAUACCGAGGCUGUCGGGGCCAUUGCUUUCUCACCUAAUGGCAAAACGUUGGCCUCGGCCUCAGUUGAUUAUACGGUGAGGCUCUGGGACAUAGUCACAGGCGCGCUCCAGAAGACUCUUCAGGUACAGAGCAGUUCAGCUUGGGUCACGGCCAUUACCUUCUCACCCAACGGUAAGAUACUAGCCUUAGCAUUGGGCAAUUAUACAGUACGGCUCUUGGAUGCUGCUACGGGAGCGCUCCAACAGACGCUCGAGACUGAUCAAAUUCUCACGGAGCUGGCAUUCUCGACUGACGGCCAGUAUCUAAAAACGGACUACGGAAUGCUUAAAUUGGCAGAAAACACCUUUCCCAAUGAAUCUCUCAACCAGGAUAUUUGCGAUUAUGCUUUGUUCGUUGGGAAAGAGUGGGUGACUCUUGGCGGGAGGAAUCUUCUUUGGCUCCCUCACGAAUACAGGCCUACUUGCGUCGCUGUAUAUGGCCAAACUGUUGUCAUAGGUCGUCGCCCCGGCGGGUUGACAUUCUUGCAUUUCGAUCUUGAGAGUCUGGAUUGA